This is a messenger RNA of Gekko japonicus, 1590 nucleotides long. It is a transcript of the gene UBAP1L, whose product is annotated as ubiquitin associated protein 1 like. Gene Ontology annotation, biological process: ubiquitin-dependent protein catabolic process via the multivesicular body sorting pathway. Gene Ontology annotation, cellular component: ESCRT I complex. Gene Ontology annotation, molecular function: ubiquitin binding. Bases 1 to 1272 code for a protein of 423 amino acids. The transcript is spliced from 6 exons. NCBI's taxonomy places the organism in Eukaryota, Metazoa, Chordata, Lepidosauria, Squamata, Gekkonidae. The record is from RefSeq and is a predicted model, not a curated record.
AUGAGUUGCCUGGAAGACGUACCUUUCAGAAUGUCCUCGAGCUUCGUAGACGAUGCUGUGCGAGAGGCAAACUUUGUGCGUGCCCCUGAGGUUGACAUGCCCGACUGUGAAGAGAUACUCACGUCCACAAUGCAUGAUUUCUCGCUAGAGAAGAGGGUCCUGUGUUGGGUAGAGUCCGCCUCGUGGCAAGACACUCCCUGGAGCGACGGGACGACGGAUGUCAUCCCAACAGCUCCACCUUACUGGCUGUUCAUGGUGGACUCAGAAGAAAACAGCCACGAGGAGACCGGAGAGAACACAGCGGAGGAGACUCCCCCUGUGCAGAGAUGUGCGAGUCCAGCCGGAGACGACGAAGCUCAGCCGAUUGUAAGCGCGAAUGGAGACCAGCAGCCUGUGGAGGAUGAAGACCCCAAAGGCGAGGGGUCUUCCUCCGCCAUCCCCGCAGAAAGCAACCGGAAAGCUCCCCCCGUGUCUGAGGCCAAACAGGGUCCCGGCGCUUUGGCUCGUUUCUUCGGCCUUCCCCAACCAAAACCAAGGACUCCACCGGUCCCGUCGGCUGUCUCUUCGGAGGGCACCUGUCCGAAACCGGCCCUGGUCAAACAAAGCCAGUCUUUACUCUUGCUUAAAAAUGUGAAGAACGAGCUGGAACGCGCCAAGGGGAAACUGGCAGCUUUCCUGCGCCCUCUGAGCCAUUCUUUUACAGAAUCCAGCUUGGCUUCCAGAGCUUUUCCCCUCAGCAAUCGCAGCCGGAACAACAGGAACCUGAGACACAGAUCUGCCUCGGAUUCAUCCACAAUGGGGACUGUAAUGCCCGUGCCCCCGUCUACUAUACUACCCCGCGCCUCUUCCGGUUCCAUCCCUCCCAUUCAAAAGCACAAGCCCACAGUUGCCUGCUUGAGUCCUGACCCUUCUCUCCCACCCCCGCCGGGGGCCCAGCCGUCUCCCGGUUCCCACGGAACUCCCGUUUUAGCCUUGGGUUAUCCGAUCCGCAGGGCCAUCCUGGCGCUCCAGAAGACCGGGAAGCAAAGCCUGGGGCAGUUUCUCAGUUACCUCAGUGCCUGCGACAAACUGCUGAAACAAGGCUACGACGAAGCACAAGUGGAGGAGGCCAUGGAAAUGUUCCAGAACUCUGAGAAGGCCGCAGAGUUCCUUCAUCUCCUGGCCCGGUUCAACGACAUGGGCUUCCAGCAAGCGGACAUCAAAGAGGUCCUCCUCCUGUGUGAGAACCAGGGCGAUAACGCGCUGGAGGAGCUCAUGACCCGCGCCCAGUGAACUUCCUGCUGGCCUCCAGGUGAUCCCGGGAAGGAGCAGAAGAACGCGUCGCGGACUGCUGCGUGUCGGGCUUAAUGGGAAAUGUGUUGAACCUAAGACAGUAAGAGCUGCCCCACUGGACCAGGCAAUGACCGCCUGGUCUAGCACUCCACUUCCCGCUGUCAAGAGCCAGUUGUUCCUGGGACGGGCCUGAGCUAGAAGGUGACCACCCAUCAUCGGACUCCCCCGCCUCCCCGCCGCGGCAUCUGACACUCUGAAAUUCUGGUUGCCUGCUCCGGGUUGGGAAAUCCCUGGAGAUUUGGGGGGUGGAGCCUGAGA